AAUAAUUUAAUAUUUCUUCAAAAUCUAAUUAAAUCUAAACAUUCAUCAGCACAAGAACAUUUUAACUAUAGCGAUCAAAAUACUUUAAUGUCUCACCUCAAUAAUAUUGUUACCUUAGAUGAUUUUGAAAAAGCACAAAAUCUAAUCAAUGUUAUAUACAAAGAAACAGGUCAUCAUAGAUCCGUAGCUUCUGAUAUUAGCAUUGUUCCACUUGAACAAGAAAAAAACAGCAUCGGAAACCAUCAUACAAAG
This is a messenger RNA of Racocetra persica, 252 nucleotides long. The record is from the annotation of a GenBank genome assembly. Lineage: Eukaryota; Fungi; Glomeromycota; Glomeromycetes; Diversisporales; Gigasporaceae.